UGCCUUGAGUGACUGACCCCACUGGAGAUCGUGCAUGCCAUCCAGGCUAGUCCUCCCCUCCUUGCGCCUCUUCUACACAGAAACGCACACUCUUGGCUUAUCCGUGCUCCUGGCUUACCCACGGCUCCCAGAACCUCUGAGGCGGGAGGCCCCCACUUCUACCUCAUGCGUGGAGCACCUUGCUAGCCAUGACCCUGACACUCGGCGUCCUGCUGCUGCUGGGGCUCUGCCAGAGAACCAUUUCAGAGGAGCCCUCGUCCUCCCCAAACAGUCCCGAUGAUCUGAAGUUUCAGUUGCCCACGCCGACCUAUGAGACCAAAGACUAUUAUUACACACCUAGGUCCAUCGGCAAUCUCUUUAAAAUGGUGCACGUCUUCCUCUACGUGGUGCAGCCCAACUUUUUCCCAAAGGAUAUUGUAAGAGAAAUACUACAAAAGAAGUUUGAACUCUCAAUGGAUUAUGGGAAGGUUGUCCAGUAUGAGAUCGGGAUUAUUUUCUGGGCCGUCCUGGGACUGCUCUUUGUCAUCCUCAUGCCGCUGGCAGGGCUCUGCUUCGGUCUGUGCCGCUGCUUCAACAGAUGCGGCGGAGAAAUGCACCAGCGACAGAUGAGGGACGGGCCCUUCCGGAGGAAAUACUACGCCCUCACCCUCCUGGUCCUCUGUGUGCUUAUGAGCAUUGGUAUCAUCUAUGGUUUCAUGGCAAACCACUACCUCAGGACUCACAUCAGAAAGGCCCGGACACUGGCCGAAAGCAAUUUCAGAGACCUGAGGACUCUCCAGAAUGUGACUGUACCGCAAAUUAACUACGUGCUAGACCAGUACACCACCACAAAGAAAAAGGCCGUCUCAGAUCUGGACAAUAUUAAGACCUUGCUAGGAGGCGACAUUCAGGAACACGUAAAACUUAAAACGUUCCCCGUUCUUGAUGACGUCGAGGCCAUGGCAGAAGAGAUCAGAGACACCAAAGUACUCCUGGUGUCCGUGAACAAAAACUUAUGGGAGUUAAAGAAAUCACCCGAAGAGAUCUACAGAGGCCUGCAGGAUGUGAAAAGAGACCUGGAGCAGUCCCUCAAGGACCCCGUGUGCUCCGUACCCGCCCAGCGUGCCAGGUGCGACUCCAUCAGAAUGUCUCUGGACCAGCUGGACAACAACACCUACCUGGGCCAGCUCAGAUUGUUGGAUAACGAAAUUAAUAACGUCAAUGGUGUUCUUCAGACAAAUCUAUCCAGCCUGGUCCAAAUGAGCUAUCAAUCCAUUAAUAAUAUACCCGAGAGAGUGCAAAAACAAACCACGGAAAUACCACCAGCUGUCAAAAGGACCUUGAAUUACAUUGGUUUAAAUAUCAAAAUGAUAGCACAAAAGGUUCCCAUUCAGGAAAAGCUGUCAGUUUUCUUGGAUUCCAUCGAUAACUUUGAAAGUAACAUCUACCGGGAAUUGCCUAGGGUGGAAAAAUAUGAGUCAUACAGGUGGCUGAGUUGCUUGAUUAUCUGCUGUUUUCUGACUCUCAUCAUGAUUUUUUAUUACCUGGGCUUGUUGUGUGGCGUGUUUGGCUAUAAACGGAAUGCCACCCCAACCACACGAGGCUGCGUCUCAAACACCGGAGGCACCUUCCUCAUGGUUGGGGUUGGAGUUAGUUUCUUCUUUUGUUGGAUAUCGAUGCUCUUUGUGGUUCUUACUUUUGUCAUUGGUGUAAACAUGGAAAAAUUGGUCUGUGAACCUUACCAAAACAGGAAGUUAUUCCAGAUUAUGGACACACCAUAUUUACUAAAUGAGAAUUGGAAAUACUAUCUCUCUGGCAAGAUACUUAACAAUAUGGAUGUUAAUCUCACUAUUGAACAAGUUUACAGCGACUGCAAAGACAACAAAGGCAUCUACACUGCCCUGCGGCUGGAGAAUGUCUACAAUGUCAGUAAGCAUCUCACCAUUGAGGAGCACAUUGAAUACAUGAACAAUGAAUUUGCAAAGAUUAACGUGAACCUUGAUGACAUUAUCCUCAAAGAUGAAGGAAAAAGAAACCUUCUGGAUUUCAGUGACUCAGGAGUGGAGCAAAUCGAUUAUUACACUUACUUGACUGAGACAGGUAAAUCGUUAACCAAAGUGAAUCUCUUAACAUAUGCAAGUGGUUUAAAAGAACACGCCGACAAGUUGCCCCCCGGAGUCUUAAAAGAGUCCCUGACAAGGAACAUAAUCAAGAUCAAAGACAUUCACAAUAUCAAGGCCCUGCCUUUGGAACUGCAACUGAAAGAACUACACCGUCAAAUUCAGGAGCUUCAACAAAGAGGCAGUGGAUUGAAGGUGAAAGUGACCAAUAUUCUUGACGCUUUGGAUUCUUCUCAGAAAUUCAUCACAAACGAUCUUCCAUCUAUUAUUAUUGAAGAAAGUAAGGAGUAUGCAGAUAUAAUCGUUUCAUAUUUUCAAUAUUAUCUGAACUGGGCCAAGGUCGCUAUCAUGGAGGAGAUCGCAGCCUGCAAACCUGUGGCCACUGCUUUCAAUUCUGCUUUUGACGUCUUUCUGUGCAACUACAUUACCAAACCCAUGAAUUUGUUUUGGUUUGGCAUAGGAAAAGCUACCAUACUGCUACUUCCGGCUAUAAUUAUUGCUGUGAAGCUAGCCAAGUACUAUCGGAGGAUGGACUCGGAGGAUGUCUACGAAGAUGAUGAAAAUAUACCCAUGAAAAAAUUGAACAACACCAAGAGUGAACUCUUGGAAGAAGCAUGGACUUUGUGUAAUUGUGGCAUGUUCUUGGGUGACCUAAGCCUCAGCUCCACAUCUGUACCACAAGGAUCCAGGCUGGACUUUCCUUCACGGAUUCUUGUGAACAAAUCUUCUUCCAGAAAAAAAAAAAAAAGCUGGCUGCGUCCUGAGGAUCAAGAUGAAUUCCUCAUUAUUUCAGAGGCCACCUUGAUCUAUAUCUCCCUGUGGAACAAAGCUGCUUUAACUUGUCUACGUCCAAAUGACGUAGGAGUGGGAGUGGGCAACGCUGACUUCAGUGACAUGCAGGUGGGGGUGUCUUUGGCCUGUGGCCAAAGUGUGGCGCUGUUUCCUAAAACACCACACUGUGAGUGCCUAUUUGGGGAGUAUGUGUUCUAUAAGAUGGUGGUCGGAACCAUGGGGAUGGAUCUCUUCAUGAGCUGA
This is a messenger RNA of Myotis lucifugus (little brown bat), 3134 nucleotides long. It is a transcript of the gene PROM1, whose product is annotated as prominin 1. The transcript has 26 exons. Lineage: Eukaryota; Metazoa; Chordata; Mammalia; Chiroptera; Vespertilionidae. Bases 189 to 3134 code for a protein of 981 amino acids. The record is from RefSeq and is a predicted model, not a curated record. Gene Ontology annotation, molecular function: cholesterol binding. Gene Ontology annotation, cellular component: apical plasma membrane; cell surface; microvillus.